AUGUCGAAAACAGUAAAUGAGAAAGAUGUUCCUGCCGAAGUUUCACAUACUAAUCUUCUCGAUUAUUCUCAUUCAAUCAUAUGGCGAAUAUUACAUGGUACUUCUUUCUUAUUUGGUGGCCUUCUCUUUAUCUGCGGCUCUUGCAUGUAUUUCACCGACGUUAUCGCAAACAAUGAUCAUGCGUUGGAAGCUAGUGGAUGGCUCUACACAAUUGAGGACACUCCUCGCCGUACUACUUAUGAUCCUGAACUCGAACCGGUGUCAUCCCAUCGAGGCAGAAACAUUGCCAUUAAUGUCAACUAUUUUACUUCAAACAUUGGUUCUGCUCUUUACUUAGUAGGAUCGGUGUUCUUUUUACCGAAGUUUGCAGAUUCGAUCCUGGUGGGUGAUGGACUAUUCACUGCUGGUUCAGCAGUUAUCUAUCUGUCAGAAGGAUGGAAAAUUGUCCGAUUAGCUUGUACAAGUGCUGAGAAUACCAAUGAUAUGUCGUUUCGCUUUCAAAAUAUCCGCACGAAUCUUCAAGCCAUUUUUGUCUGCUUUUUCGCCGGUCUUGGUGGGGUUUUCUAUUUCGUUGGCACCAUUCUCUUUUUACCACAAUAUGUUACCUCUAACUCUGACGAAGACCGAGCCGCAGGACUGUUCUUAGUUGACGGAGUCUUUUUCACUCUCGCCGGCUUGUUAUUACAAUACCGCUAUUAUUGCAGACGUCGUACAUGA
This is a messenger RNA of Adineta ricciae, 717 nucleotides long. The record is from the annotation of a GenBank genome assembly. Lineage: Eukaryota; Metazoa; Rotifera; Eurotatoria; Adinetida; Adinetidae.